UAGAGAGCCAUAAACACAACGCAUACGUACCUUUGGGAAGCAGUCGAUGAUCCAAAGAACACGAGAGAAAUUCACUCCCAACCAAUAAUCUUCUGCUUCAAUUUGCUAAAAUUUGUUGUAUAAAAUGCCAUCUCCAUCCCCUGCGUUCCCUGCAGCAGAGAAAGGCAGCAAGAGGGGCUUUAAUUAGCCAUUACUUUUCACAGUUUUGUAAUUUGCAUUUGGAUUUGGGGAAAAAAAACACAAAUUUAAACCAAAACACGAAAGCAAACAAGCAAAAAAAAAAGAAGAAAAAUGAUGAACAUGAUGAACCCUAGAGCCUCCUCUUCUGUCCUCUGUUUCACGCCAUUUCUGAUCCUCCUCCUGUUUUCACCCUCCGCUUCCGCCUUCAACAUCACCAGACUCCUCAAUCAAUUCCCUCAAUUCGGUGCUUUCAAUGAUUAUCUCACCAAAACUCAUCUCUUCGAACAGAUCAACACUCGCCAAACCAUCACCGUCCUCGCCCUCGACAACGCCACCGUCGCCGCAAUCGCGCAGAAUUCUCUCGAUGUUAUCAAGCAGAUCCUCAGCGCUCAUGUGAUUCUCGAUUACUACGACAAUGCUAAAUUCAAGAAGCUCGGCACCGACAAGCCUACCGUCCUCACCACCAUGUUUCAGGCCACCGGCGACGCCGUCUACCAACAAGGUUUCGUCAAGGUCGUCCACAACCGCAGGGGAGAAAUCGAAUUCGGAUCUGCGGCCAAAAGCGCUCCGUUCACUUCUAGGCUUGUGGAACCCGUCGCUUCUCAGCCUUACAAUAUCUCCGUCCUUCAAAUCAGUUCUCCGAUUGUGGUUCCUGGCAUUGGUCGUUACAACCUCCCGCCUCCGUCGCCUGAGGCGCCUGAGCCACCGGUUGAGGCUCCGGCUCCGGCGUCGGCUGAUGCUCCUGCACCGGAGGCGGACGCUCCCGAUGCUGAUUCUCCAUCGCCGGCUGCCGAUGCUCCGUCACCAGCAGCUGAUGCUCCGUCGCCGGCGGCCGAUGCACCAGACGCGCCGGCGAAAUCUCCGAAGAAGGCGGCAGAUGCUGAUGACGCAGAUGCACCGGGCCCUGCCGAUGCCGAUGCCGCGGACGACUCUGCAGCUUCGCGCGGCCAGAUCGCCGGCGCCGGAGUUGUUCUCGGAUUGUUGUCUGUUGCCCUUGCUUUCUAAAUUGAAGUUGAAAUUUAAGCGAAAGAAAGAGAAAAAGAAAAAGAAAGAGAAAAGGAAAAGAUGUUAGGAUUGUUGAUACAUUUUUUCUUUCUUUUGUGAAGAAAAAAUGGCGGAGAUUUCUCCAUGCAAUGCCUACAUUUAUCAAAAAGUCCAUAUGAAUGGGGAAAAAAAAGAAAUCCAAUCAUUUCUUUAUGAUAAAAGACUUAUUUGUUAUUCAUC
Molecule: messenger RNA, 1404 nt
Organism: Momordica charantia (bitter melon)
Lineage: Eukaryota; Viridiplantae; Streptophyta; Magnoliopsida; Cucurbitales; Cucurbitaceae
Product: fasciclin-like arabinogalactan protein 14
Cellular component (GO): plasma membrane
Source: RefSeq, a predicted model, not a curated record